AUGGAAUUACACAUAUACUGGCGCAAGCCUGAAUCAGGCCCGAAAUCCGCUCAUGAUUAUGCAUUGAUAUUUGUCAAGGACGGUCAAGAAGGAUGUUCUGUAAAGAGGAUGAUAAAGAAGAAACGAAAAUAUCUUGAGCUACCAGGCACGAGUUACAGCUCGGAUAUCCUCACUGCUGCAAUAGAAUCUAUGUUUGGGCUUUCUAAAGUCUUGGAUAUUCGAGUAUUGACCCUAUCAAUGUAUUCACCAAAUUCACGGUUGGAAGCUCUUUUAGCCGAGCAACCAUCUUCACAACAAAUAGCGAGAAAAGAGUUCACCUUGGACUUUGAAGGCGAACCCUCAAUCACGAAUCACUUCUUGAGAUUUCUGAAACCUGGGUGUGGAAUAAUCGUCUUGAAAGAUACAUCUACAUCGGAAGUUAUUGAAGAGCCUGAGUUAUUCAAUCACAAUAUUUUUCGGUGCGCCCGUAAGAUCACACUUUUCGGUUGGAAAGCGGGAAUGACAGAUGAACAGCUUGUUCAACUUGCAGCAGAUAAUAUUUAUAUCACUGCACCUCAUAUCACAUCUCGAGCUAUCAACAAGCUUGUUCGAGAAUGGCUGGAAGGAAAACGCACAAUCAACUCCAUAGAUCUGGCAGAGGUGCAGAUAAACAUGACACUUAUUCUGCAAAAUCUCGAUCCAAAUGCGAUCAUGCAGUUCAAAGACUUUCUCAAACUGAUGGUUGACGGAUCGGAUCAAAACGGUCCUGAAAAAAGCAAAAUCUCCUUAGAGAUGCGAUCCCAGAUCAAAGACUAA
Molecule: messenger RNA, 795 nt
Organism: Cylicocyclus nassatus
Lineage: Eukaryota; Metazoa; Nematoda; Chromadorea; Rhabditida; Strongylidae
Source: the annotation of a GenBank genome assembly